Molecule: messenger RNA, 2037 nt
Organism: Amaranthus tricolor (Joseph's coat)
Lineage: Eukaryota; Viridiplantae; Streptophyta; Magnoliopsida; Caryophyllales; Amaranthaceae
Product: sterol 3-beta-glucosyltransferase UGT80B1-like
Exons: 14
Coding region: 174-1808 (544 amino acids)
Biological process (GO): carbohydrate metabolic process
Molecular function (GO): UDP-glycosyltransferase activity; hexosyltransferase activity
Source: RefSeq, a predicted model, not a curated record
UUGUGAUUCAAGAUACUAACUUACUAUAGUAUACUCCUAUUCAAAAUUAAACCAUUUAAAAAAUUCCUUAUUUGUGCAUUUCUGUGCUGUCAAGUUUGAAUCUUGAACUGGGUAUUUUUUAUUCAAGAAAAAAAUUGAAUCUUGAACUGGGUAUAAGGUAAGUUUUCAGAAAAAUGGAUGAAAUUGAUGAUAGAAAAGGGUUCAGCGAGGUUUUAGAUGAGAAGAUGAAUGCAUGUUCAUCUAAAGGAGAUUACAGUUUCUCUGAGAGAAAGAAUCAGAUGCACUUUCUGAAGCAGUCAUCUAUGGCUAAAGUUUGUCCUGAUGGUUCUUUGAAUGAAGUGAAGGAGGGUAUGUUCAAGAGUGAUCCACUAGCUGCUAAGAUGUCACAGUUUCACUCCAUUCAGGGUGGUUCUGUUCUUGUUGAUCCAAGCAAAUCGAUUCCGAAGUUACAAAUUGCGAUGCUUGUUGUUGGUACAAGAGGAGAUGUUCAACCUUUUCUAGCUGUCGCCAAAAAACUUCAGGAAUUUGGUCAUCGGGUUCGUUUGGCAAGUCAUAUCAAUUUUAGCGACUUUGUGAAGUCAGCUGGUGUUGAAUUCUAUCCUUUGGGUGGUGAUCCACGGGUUCUAGCAGGAUAUAUGGCAAGGAAUAAAGGGUUGCCCUUAGCAUCCGGAGAGUUAUCUAUUCAAAGGAAGCAAUUUCAAGCCAUUAUGGAUUCAAUCCUACCUGCUUGUACAGAACCCGACAUAAAAACUGGUGCACAAUUUAGAGCUCAAGCAAUUAUUGCUAAUCCUCCUGCUUAUGGACAAACACAUGUUGCCGAAGCUCUUAAUGUACCUCUACACAUACUCUUCACUUUGCCUUGGACGCCAACUUUUGAAUUCCCGAAUCCAAUAGCUCAUCUACCUCAAAGUCCUGGUAACCGGUUGUCGUAUAUGCUAGUUGAUCUGAUAAUUUGGUGGAUCAUAAGGGGUCAUAUAAACGAUAUCAGGAAAAGAAAGUUGAAGCUUCCUCCAAUUUCGUACUUUAGCACAUACUAUGGAUCCAUAUAUCAUCUGCCAACAACGUACAUGUGGAGUCAUCAUGUUUUACCCAAACCAAAAGAUUGGGGACCUGAAGUUGAUGUUGUUGGUUAUUGUUUCUUAAAUCUUGGGUCCAAUUAUAAACCUCAAGAGGAGUUAAUUGAUUGGAUGAAGAAAGGAUCAAAGCCAGUAUAUGUAGGUUUCGGUAGCAUGCUUCUUGACGAUUCCAGGAAAACUACAAAUAUAAUUCUGGAAGCAUUGAAACAAACGGGACAGCGUGGAAUACUCGACCGUGGUUGGGGAGACCUCGGUGUUUCUUCCGAACUUCCAGACAAUGUCUUUCUUAUCGAGAAUUGUCCUCAUGAUUGGCUUUUUCCUCAAUGCGCCUCUGUGGUUCACCAUGGUGGUGGCGGAACUACAGCCGCUGGACUAAGAUUUGGGUGUCCGACUACAAUAGUACCCUUUUUCGGAGAUCAGUUCUUCUGGGGCGAUAAACUUCACGAGAAAGGAUUGGGACCAGAACCUAUACCAUUCGAUCAGCUCACCGUGGAAGCUCUUUCUAAGGCUAUCGAAUUUAUGCUUAACCCAGAGGUAAAAUCGCGCGUGAUGGAAAUAGCACAGUUGAUACAGAACGAAGAUGGUGUGGCAGCUGCCGUGGAUUCGUUUCAUCGACAUUUACCCAAGGAGUUACCAUUGCCGCCUGCAUCAUCAGCACAAACCGAUAGUCCAAAUGUUAUUCAGUGGCUUUUUGUUCAAAUCGGAACAAUAUGUAGCCAUGUUUGUUCUUAGUAAUCUGUAGGUGAAGUGGGUAUGUACAGUUUGAUUUACUUAUUCAUUUAAACAUUUAUCAUUAAUUUGGUUGCUUAUGAUUCAUUUAUUCAUUUCAUUGUGUCAAUAGGUUCAUACAUUUUUGUUUACAUACAUUCCAGCUUGUCUUGUAAAAUAUAUGUAUUGGCUAUUUGUAUCCUCCAAAAACAUAAUACUUCAAUGAAUGUUCUUGGUGUUGAUUUCAAUUUUA